AUGACGGUUUGGCGGCAGCCCUGGCUUCCUUUGGUCUGGGCAAGACGUCAGCAGCUUCAACGCAAGGGCGGCCUAUCUCAGCUCGUAGCCAAAAGGUGCCUGGCGAGUCCUGUGGCACAGCCAAGCUCCGAUGAAGGCUUGCAGGCUUCACCUGUGCUGGACCUUACGACGAAGAGCGUCGUGCGAAUCAGCAGAAAGUUGACAGUCGGCCAAGUGGCAGGAGCCUUGCUACAAACACAGCCUUUUUUGCAGUCGAGCAAGGGGCGGCUCAUCUUGGAGGCCGAAAACGAUGCUUCCUUGAGCGUGGCUUUGAAUGCCCUGGCCUUGUGCAACAGGCGACUAUCCAAAGCUGCAGCGAAGCAGCGCAUCGCCUUCGUGCCUGUGGUUCGCGUCUUCCGAUACCAGGAGCCUGGCAAGGCCGCAGUGCACCUACGCCGCGCGAUGCAGCUCCUGCUACACGCCUGGGAUGCUGCGAAAGUCGUGGUGGUGCGGCGGAAGAUUGCACAGGCGGCUCCGGACGUUGUAAGCGUGAGGGGAGAUACAGAUCUGAGACGCUUGAGCGGCCUGGUGCAGUCACGCUUCCAGCAAUCCAGCGUCGGGAUUGAGGAACUUGUGGUCGUUCGGUCCAUGGGGAGCCGAGCCAUCGACAAAAUGGUCAAAGCUCUGGCCGCCGCGUGGCAGCGCUGCGCACGCACUCACGAAGGCCAUCUGAGCGAGGCCGGCUUCCAUUGUUACAUCGAGCAUCAGCGCACACUGAGCUGCCAGAAGCUCGUCUACAGCGGUGUUGAGUGCACGCUGCUGCCUGGAUCAGAAAGAGCCGACGUUGCAGAAGAAUCCAAAAGUUGCCGCGAUUGCGCAGCGGUCUUUGCUGGUUCCUUCGACAAUGAUGCUGCAGAAUGGCUUGUCAUACGGCCCGUGAGCUGCAGUGCAGCCGAUAAGACGCUGGCAGCACCGUGCUGA
Molecule: messenger RNA, 960 nt
Organism: Symbiodinium sp. CCMP2456
Lineage: Eukaryota; Dinophyceae; Suessiales; Symbiodiniaceae
Source: the annotation of a GenBank genome assembly